GCGCACUGACGGCUGAAACUCCAGCCCGUCCUCUCCCCGCUGCCUGCAUCCACACCAGCGGAGCUUCGUUCCGGUUCGCUGCUCUGAUCGUGUCCCAGAUGGAGGCUCUGAGGUGGGCUGCGCUGCUGCUGCUGCUCGGCUUCCUGCAGACUCUGUCCGCGCUGGGAGACCCGCUGUCCGGGGAGGACGACGACGGGGAGACGUGGACGGUGCAGAAGUGGCAGGGUUACCCGCUUGACAGAGGAAUAACUAUCAGACUUGCAGAUCUGAUCAAGCGGUCCAAAGCUCAGCAGUUCCACGGCCUGAUGGGAAGAAGCCCAGGUGUGUCUCUGAGGCUGGGCCGGAAACGAAAUAAUAACAAAGGAGAAAUGUUUGUCGGCCUCAUGGGCAGGAGGAGUUUGGGAGACACAGCAGAAGAAUGGAAGCCCGACUCUUUCUGACGAUGAAAACUGAACAAAAACAACUUUAAUGAAAGCUCCUCUCACAUGAAAAUAGACUAAACUCCUGCUGAUUGCUGGAUUUUCUGUGCAAACGUCUCUGUCCAGCUGUACGCCGCUACAUGUUCAUAUUUAUGUUGACGUGUACGGAUCUAAGUCACAUCUUCAAACGUGUCUGUUUUGUGUUGCUACUGAAAAUAAAACUAUUGUUGGAAUGGAAACUUA
This is a messenger RNA of Nothobranchius furzeri (turquoise killifish), 662 nucleotides long. RefSeq lists its product as uncharacterized. The record is from RefSeq and is a predicted model, not a curated record. NCBI's taxonomy places the organism in Eukaryota, Metazoa, Chordata, Actinopteri, Cyprinodontiformes, Nothobranchiidae.